This is a messenger RNA of Psilocybe cubensis, 2304 nucleotides long. RefSeq lists its product as uncharacterized. Gene Ontology annotation, biological process: glutathione metabolic process. The coding region runs from base 1 to 2304 and encodes 767 amino acids. Gene Ontology annotation, cellular component: cytosol. NCBI's taxonomy places the organism in Eukaryota, Fungi, Basidiomycota, Agaricomycetes, Agaricales, Agrocybaceae. The transcript has 11 exons. Gene Ontology annotation, molecular function: 5-oxoprolinase (ATP-hydrolyzing) activity. The record is from RefSeq and is a predicted model, not a curated record.
AUGCCUACGAUACCUGAUCGCUCGAUCCGCAUCUGCGCUGAUAGAGGAGGCACGUUCUGUGAUGUUCACGCAUCGUACCCCGAUCCUGAAAAUCCUGAACAGAGAAAGGAGCUUGUUGUGAAGCUGCUCUCGCAAGAUCCAGGUAACUAUCAAGACGCCCCGACAGAAGGCAUCCGUCGAGUGCUGGAGGCUGUCACCGGCGAACAGAUUCCUAGGGGUUCAGUCCUCAAGACUGAUAAAAUUGAUUACAUCCGACUUUCAACGACAGUAGCCACCAAUGCUCUGCUCGAACGAAAAGGCCACAAGCACGCGCUCGUAAUCACGAAAGGCUUCAAAGAUCUUCUGCUUAUCGGAAACCAGUCGCGUCCUAAAAUCUUUGAUCUCAAUAUCCGACGACCUGCUCCACUGUACUCCAAGGUCCUUGAAGUGGAUGAACGAGUGACGCUUGUAGGAUACACCUCCGACCCCAAGGCAGAGGAACAUGCAGUUCAAUUCGACGAGGACGGCAAAGUUGUUAGGGGGUAUCGAGGCAAAGGCUGGGACGGACAGGGUGAUGCAGAGGGCCCAGGAGAGAUCGUGAAAGGUCUAUCUGGAGAGGCAGUACGAAUUAUGAAGAAGCCUGAUCCUGCCACCGUAGAAAAAGACCUAAAGGCGAUUUACGAUGAAGGCUUCCGGUCGAUAGCCAUCGUUCUCGUGCACUCAUACACCUUCCCCGAACAUGAACGUCUCAUAGGCGGCAUCGCGCGCAAAGUCGGCUUCACCCAUAUCUCUGAAUCCGCACAGCUACUGCCCAUGAUCAAAAUGGUGCCCCGUGGUGUCUCUUCCACCGCAGACGCAUAUCUUACUCCCAUCCUACGAGAAUAUCUCGAUGGGUUCUUCGGUGGUUUUGAUAGCAAAUUGAAAGAUGGUUCCUUGCGGAGCCCACGCGUUGAAUUUAUGGGAAGCGACGGUGGCCUGCUAGACCUCAAUAACUUCUCUGGGCUGAAGAGUAUCCUUAGUGGUCCUGCUGGAGGUGUGGUUGGUUAUGCACUAACUAGCUGGGACGAAAAGAGGAAGCACCCUAUCAUUGGGCUGGACGUUGGAGGAACAUCAACGGAUGUAUCCCGAUUUGAUGGACGAUACGAGGUGGUCUAUGAAACGACUACUGCGGGCGUUACUAUCCAGUCCCCUCAGCUAGAUAUCAACACUGUUGCGGCAGGCGGCGGAUCCUGUCUCACUUUCCGCAACGGUCUCUUCCUGGCCGGCCCAGAAAGUGCUGGGGCUCAGCCAGGUCCUGCUUGCUACCGAAAAGGAGGUCCUUUGGCUGUUACAGACGCGAACCUGCUCCUUGGCCGGCUGAUACCUGACUACUUCCCCAAGAUCUUCGGAAAAUCUGAAAAGGAGCCUCUUGACGCUGAGGCGUCACGGUCCGCGUUUGAAAAGCUUGCGGAGGAAAUUAACGCUGACCAGGAUAAAAAGCUUUCGCUGGAUGAGAUAGUUUACGGGUUUAUCAAGGUUGCCAAUGAGACCAUGUGUCGCCCUAUUCGCGCGUUGACCGAGGCAAGGGGCCAUGCUACAUCGAAACAUACUCUAGCAAGCUUUGGUGGGGCAGGCGGUCAGCAUGCAUGCGAAAUCGCCAGCCUGCUAGGCAUCAAAACCAUCCUAAUCCAUCGCUACAGCUCUAUCCUCUCUGCCUACGGCCUGGCCCUUGCAGACCGAGCAUUUGAACUGCAAGAACCGAGCUCGACGUUCUACACCCCACAGAACGUGCCAACGCUCAAAGCCCGGCUUGACAAACUGACAAAGGAGGUGCGUACUGAGCUGGGGAAGCAGGGCUUCGACGACGACCAUAUUCACGUCGAGCGUAUGCUCAAUAUGCGCUUUGAGGGCACGGAUACAGCGCUUAUGGUUCUUCCUGUGGACGGAGACGGUGAGGGCGACGAGGACUUCGAGGCGGCGUUCAAGCGCGUGUAUAAGUCUGAGUUUGGGUUUUUGCUCGAGACAAAGGUCAUCAUCGUUGACGAUAUUAAAGUCCGCGGCAUUGGAAAGACCUUUGACACGCUCGGCCAGUCUGUCUACGAGGAAGUCGAGCAACUCACCCAAACGCACGUUGACCAUGCCGCGAAAGUCGAUUCAAGAUACAGCGUGUACUUCGACAAGGUCGGCCGAGUGGACGACACGCCCGUGUUUCUGCUGGACAACCUGGAAAUUGGCGACGUCGUGCAGGGCCCGGCGAUGAUCAUCGACAACACGCAGACGAUCGUGAUCGUACCAGGUGCUAAGGCAGUGUUAACGAGCAAACACCUAUUUAUUACCCUAGAGUAA